GUCGCGUUCUGUUGACAGACAAGAGAAAGGACCAAUGAAUGUUCGAGUUUGCUGCCUGGUUUUUUGAUCGACAGCUCCAAUGGCCAAUCAGAGCUCGACGUCAAGCGGUCGUUCUUCUGCUACCGCGGCAAUCAAGGGGAGAGGAAAGGCGAGGAGGGGAGGGGCUGGGGGUCAAAGAUACGCAGAGAAACGGGCUGCUGGUGGCGAAGAUGGCGGAUGGGGACAGUGGCAGUGAGCGCGGAGGCAGCAGCGGCGGCGGCGGCGGGGGAGGCAGUGGGUUCCAGCACUACCAGCGGGAGCCGGAGACUCAGGAGUUGGCCUCUAAGCGGCUGGACAUUCAGAACAAACGCUUCUACCUGGACGUGAAGCAGAACGCCAAAGGCCGGUUCAUCAAAAUCGCCGAGGUCGGAGCCGGAGGCUCCAAAAGUCGGCUGACCCUCUCCAUGUCAGUCGCGGCGGAGUUCCGCGACUACCUGGGAGACUUCAUAGAGCACUACGCCCAGCUCGGGCCUAGCACCCCGGAGCAGAUUGCUCAGUCAUCCGGCGGCGAUGACACCGGGCCUAGGCGGGCCUUGAAGAGCGAGUUUCUGGUGCGGGAGAACCGUAAAUACUACCUCGACCUGAAGGAGAACCAGCGGGGCCGCUUUCUCCGGAUCCGGCAGACCGUCAACCGAGGCCCCGGUUUCGGCGUCGGGGUGGGCGGCAUCCCCGGCGCCGGCCUGCAGGCCGGACAGACCAUCGCCCUCCCGGCUCAGGGCUUGAUAGAGUUCCGCGACGCCCUGGCCAAACUGAUCGACGACUACGGCGGAGACGACGAGGACCUGGCCGGCGGCGGCGGCGGGGCCGGGGCGUACAGCGAGCUCCCGGAGGGGACCUCGAUCAUGGUGGACUCCAAGCGCUUCUUCUUCGACGUGGGCUCCAACAAGUACGGCGUUUUCCUGCGGGUGAGUGAGGUGAAGCCCAGCUACAGAAACUCGAUCACGAUCCCGUUCAAGGCGUGGAGCAAGUUCGGGGGCGCGUUCAGCCGCUACGCCGAGGAAAUGAAAGAGAUCCAGGAGCGGCACCGGGACAAGAUGUACGAGCGGAGAACCGCGGACGAGUCGGAGGGGGACGACGUGGACGACGACUGAUGGCCAGGCGACCGGAGGCUUCUUCUUCUGACCGACCGACUGACCGAGCUGUCAACGCUGGAGAUGGACGCCGAGCGAGGAACCUGCAUGAUGACCAACCCAACUAUGAUACCACGGAGACGAAUAAACCUAUAUUUGACUGAGAAAUGUCUGUCUAUGUAAGAGAAUUAUAAAGUUUAGGUGGAUGUUCUAGAUAAAUGAUGCAGACUGCAUUAGUCAGCUCUUCUAUGAGAUUCCCCAUUGAUUUUAAAAGCAUAUAUAUAUAUAUAUAUAUUUACACAUGUAUAUCUAUUCAGAUAGAUAGAUAUAUAUAUAUAUUGAUUGUCAUUUGUUUAACCUCACCUGUAGCCCAAUGAGUUUGUCAGAGACCUAACAGUACCCGACCACUUCCUGGUUUCUAUCCAAUGGUAAGAGCUCGUCCAGCGCUGACCUGUAGUCCGAUGUGAGGAACGUUACUGAAACCAGCAGGUGCCGAACUCGAGCACCGCUCACCUGGGCCGCGCGCGUGUUUUUGUCUCGUCUUGAUGUGGGACGGCUUGUCCCGGACAAGCCCCCCGAGUGCUCCAGAGUCGCCGUCCGGGCUUCGCUUGCCGGUGAUCUGUCGCUAGCAGACGACUCAUUUGGAUUCACCGCACAGUCUGAAUAAGUCCACCCCCCACCCCCACCCCUCAGGUGCUCUGAGAGCUGAGGUUCGGUGAGGCCUCGCCCGCUCGUGGCUUGUCUCAGGGCUGAGAAAUCCCAUUCCUCUCGGAGGAAAGCCCGGCAUGGCCGCGCUGGGCCUUUGCUCUUUGGGGGUCUCCCCGUUCUUAGGGUGCAUCAUUUGGAUCCUCUAACCUUGAACUCAGACCAGGAAUGACUGAAGCAACGUUCAGUCUGAUUGUAACCGAAAAUUAGGUGCUUUUGGAAAAGAACCCCCACAAUGGGGGGGUUGUAACUAAAUAUAUAUAAAUAUCCAUGUAUACUGAAAGAGAUUUACUAACUAAAAUCAUACGUAUAGAUAGAAUUAUUUUUCAAAAGAGAUAUAUAUGUCUUGGAAAUAUGAGACAUUUAUUAGAGAGCGCUGCCUGAAGUGGUUUAUUUAAAACACUAAACUCGGAUGCAGCUGGUAUUUCAGAACCGCUUUGUUUCUUUUCCUUAACCGUUCUUUUAUCCUUUAGAGGAAAGAGUUAAACGAAUCUGGUUGAGCAGUUUGGAAAGACGACUGCGCUUGUCGUUAGAGCAUCCUCUGGUCCGGCGUCCGGCUCCCCACCUUCACCUUCUUUCAUUUGGCUCCAUGGUUUGUGAUGACAUCACGGCGUCCUGCGCUCCUCAACCAUAAGAUUCUCUUUUUGGUUUUUUUGCAUGCGGAGCUGCCUUUGUGUUCUUUUCUGGUUGCUGUACGCUGAUAUUUAUCCAGUUUUUCUUUUUAAUAGCGGUUUCAAGUUUUCUUUCUGCAAUAGACAUAAAGUUUACUUCUCAGAAAAAAAGAGCCACAACGUUCCGGCGCUCUGGGGGAAACGUCGCUGUCAUCGUCCCUCUCGUUGAAACUCGCUUUGACACAGCAGACGAAACGCCAUGUGGAGGAAAAACUCCAACCGGGAGCAAUAGUUUUUCAGAAGUUUUCUAUCAUAUUCCACAUGCGAUGGAACGACAUCCUCCUUCCUGUACUGUGUUACGUGAAAUGGCAGCUGUUUCAGUCGUGUGUGUUCUGCUGUAAUAUUCUACUUUCAACGAGAAAUAAAACAAAAAGGUUUUUGCUCAGGA
Oryzias latipes (Japanese medaka) is the source of this 2873-nucleotide messenger RNA. Its product is annotated as transcriptional regulator protein Pur-beta. Gene Ontology annotation, biological process: regulation of transcription by RNA polymerase II. Lineage: Eukaryota; Metazoa; Chordata; Actinopteri; Beloniformes; Adrianichthyidae. The record is from RefSeq and is a predicted model, not a curated record. Gene Ontology annotation, molecular function: purine-rich negative regulatory element binding; RNA polymerase II transcription regulatory region sequence-specific DNA binding; DNA-binding transcription factor activity, RNA polymerase II-specific. Gene Ontology annotation, cellular component: nucleus.